This is a messenger RNA of Gadus macrocephalus (Pacific cod), 1477 nucleotides long. RefSeq lists its product as uncharacterized. Bases 429 to 1046 code for a protein of 205 amino acids. The transcript has 4 exons. Lineage: Eukaryota; Metazoa; Chordata; Actinopteri; Gadiformes; Gadidae. The record is from RefSeq and is a predicted model, not a curated record.
AUCAUCGUUUAUUGUAGAGUAAUAUCACGACUAGAAGGCUAAUUGGAAGGAAACAGAAUCGGUGUGUUGUGGGUGGGUAAUGGGUAUACAUCUGUUGGUCUUGAAUGUCGGGCUGCUUAGCAUGUGCUUAAAAUAGUGCACUGCAUUGACCAACAAGCACAACUAUAAUUGAAGAUCUUCUGAACUGUGUAAACUGUCUGGAAGUAUAAUAGUACAAAAAUAGCAGUUAGUAUGCGUUGCCCUGUGUUCCCGUCGCCUGGUUCACAUCUGGUGAGUCAGAAUACGCCAAAGAGAACCGUUAGCCCAUUCAUGUGAAAAUGAUCAGAAACGUUUGAGGAGCCUAACAGAGAACCAGACUGGGAGAGCUCCCCACAACCUCAGCGGUCUUCAAGGAGGUCCUCACCCUGGAACACAACCGUGUCAGCUCAAUGAUGCUGAAUCAAGACUUCCUGCUGCUGUUUGGUGGUGAAACAGCAUCCAAGAUGCUUGACAAGUGGGACACGGCAUUCAAGAACAAGGUUAUCAAAGAGGCCAAACAACUGACUCAGUCAAAAGAGCUGUGCCGACUUCUGAAUGCUGCUGAGAAACCUACGGAGAAUGAUGACACUAGCUGGAACAGUGACAUGGCUUCUCUGCUGCUGCUCCUUCAUCUCUUGCCAUCCACAGCUGGACGGAAGAGGAGCAAAAUCAGUGCCAGUGAUGCAGUGGAAAAAAUGGUUCACUUUCACAAGUCGUGCUGCAGCAUUGAUGAACCCCUGCGUGGGAGAAAGGGUCAACAACCGUACAUCCUUGCUGCUGGUCGCACCCAGAACAAGAUUGACACCAUCUAUAUCGUCGUUGAUAAACAGCUCAUCCCCUGCCAAGCCACCAGCUCCUUAGGUGCUUUUGAUGGACUGUUCAAAUCACACUACGUGUUCAACCUGUCAUACGAGGAGUCCCUGGUCCAGCUCUACACAUUUGUGCAGACAACAGUCUACAACAUCGAUGUCACAACAACAGAUGAGUCUCCAAGAAUCCGUGAGUUGCGGGCAAAACUCCUGAACUAGGAUUAAAACAUGUAUAAGUGUUUCAUAUGUGAAGCUGUACUCCAGGUUGUCCAGUCCUUGGGAACCCAUUUAAGAAUUGAUCAGUUUCUAUCCUAGCAGCAGGUUUAAGUGGGUUCCUAGACCCGCCUUUUCCUCACGCACUGGUUGUUCUGGUCAACUGUAACUUUUUUCAUGUGCAUAAAGUUGUAUUUGUCAUUUUCUGAAAUGUGUAAACAUAUUUAUUUGGGCCUAUUUCCACCUUUCUCAUAUCCACACUUGAGUGGUUCAUUAGAGAGAAGGGUGGAGGAGAGACAUUAUCUGUCAAUGUGUUUGAUGCCUGGAUCUUGUGUGCAAUAUUGUUUGUGAGCUGCAAUGUUGAAUAAAAAAAAAAAAAAUAAUAAUAGUUUGUUUUAAGGAUUUAUUAUACUUUAUACUGUAGCAAUGUGGUUUUU